UACCACCCCUCUCCGCUAGAGGGAGCACGCUUCCCCGGGCAUUCGGCGUCAAUGAAAGCAAUACAAAACCCUCUGUAAGGAGAGCACAGGGAAGCGCUCCGAGAAGCCACGGCAUUCCUGACCAAAAUAAUCUUCUUUAUCACACAUUUCACUCACUAUCCUCCGUUCUCAACAGGCGGGAUACAGUGAAAUAAGAGUACGGGUCAUUAAUCGCCUUUGAAAGCCAUCAGCUCAUGGAAUAUUCGCGCUGAUAGAGAAGACUCCUGGGAACUCCGGAGGAAGGCAAGGAAGCAAGCAAAGAAAGAAAGAACGGGAUUAACAAGAAAGUCAGCUGGCGGGUGAAAGCGACCAAAAGCCCACUCUGGAGGGGCAUCAGGGGAGCCCCUGCGCUGGAUGACCGCCGUUCGCUUCUCCCCAGCGGUCUGCAAUGGGGGAGACUAAAGUUAUCUACCAUCUCGACGACCAGGAAACUCCAUACCUGGUCAAACUGCCCAUCCCUGCCGAAAGGGUCACCCUUUUGGACCUGAAAAAUGCCCUCAAGAAACCAAACUACAAGUUUUUCUUUAAAUCUAUGGACGAUGACUUUGGGGUGGUCAAGGAGGAAAUCACAGACGACAAUGCAAAACUUCCCUGUUACAAUGGCCGUGUGAUUUGCUGGCUGGUGUCAUCAGACGGCUCCCACUCAGAUGGAUGCUCAGUGGCGGAGAGUCAGUCCGAGCGGCCGCCGUCUCACGAGAGAAGCCAAGGCAUUGGAGAUUCCAGACCCCCGUCCUUCCAUCCAAAGGCUGCAGGCAGCCGGCACGGUGUGGACGAUGAGACAGAGACUGAUUCGGUGGUGUCACACAGGAGGGAGAGGGACAGAUCGCGCAGGAAACACUCACAUGAGCACCCUGGAGGAAGGCAGAAUGGAUACUCACGGGGCGGCAGAGGCAUGGAUCUGGGAGGUUAUGACGUCUGUGACAGCCGUUCUUCCCUCAUGAGCAGUGAACUGGAAUCAAGCAGCUGUUUUGACUCGGAUGACGGCUCCACCAGCCGUUUCAGCAGUGUUACGGAGCAAAGCGGCUCGUCCAGGCUAAUGAGACGACACCGCCGGCGGAGGCGCAGACCCAAAGCCCAGCAAAUGGAGAGGUCUUCAUCUUUCAGUAGCAUCACUGACUCCACUAUGUCGCUGAAUAUCAUUACUGUCACUUUAAAUAUGGAGAAGUAUAACUUCCUGGGCAUCAGUAUCGUGGGUCAGAGUAACGACGGAGACGGAGGCAUCUACAUCGGCUCCAUAAUGAAGGGCGGAGCGGUGGCGGCCGAUGGGCGGAUCGAGCCCGGUGACAUGCUGCUGCAGGUGAAUGACAUCAACUUUGAGAACAUGUGCAACGACGAUGCCGUACGAGUGCUGAGGGAGAUCGUGCAUAAGCCUGGACCCGUGUCACUUACUGUGGCCAAAUGCUGGGACCCAAACCCAAACAGCUGCUUUGCUUUGCCAAGGAGUGAGCCCAUCCGGCCCAUUGACCCUGCAGCCUGGGUGUCCCAUACGGCAGCCAUGACGGGUGUCUAUCCUCCCUACGGCAUGAGUCCCUCCAUGAGCACGGUCACCUCCACCAGCUCUUCCAUCUCCAGCUCCAUCCCAGAGACCGAGAGAUUUGAUGACUACCACCUGUCCGUCCACAGCGACAUGGCAACAGUUGCAAAAGCAAUGGCCUGUCCAGAUUCAGGACUGGAAGUUCGAGACAGAAUGUGGCUGAAGAUCACUAUAGCCAAUGCUUUCAUAGGCUCUGAUGUGGUUGACUGGUUGUUUCAUCACGUGGAGGGGUUUGCAGAUCGCCGUGAAGCACGAAAGUACGCUAGCAACCUGUUGAAAGCCGGCUUUAUCCGCCACACUGUCAACAAAAUCACCUUCUCAGAGCAGUGCUACUACAUCUUUGGAGAUCUUUCUGGCAACAUGGCCCAUCUGUCUCUGCAUGAGCAUGACGGAUCCAGCGGAGCGUCUGAUCAGGACACUCUCGCUCCAUUGCUUCACCCUGCUGAAGCUCCCUGGCCUGCCGCGUUCCCUUACCAGUACCCACCAGCCCAUUCCCUCCCGGAUGCAGCUCACAGCUACUCUGAAGCCGGUGGAGGCAGCGCAGGCAGCCAGCACAGCGAAGGGAGCAGCGGUUCAAAUUGCAGCUGGAGCAGGACUGAGGGGAAAACCGCGGCUGGAGACUUCAGGUUAGGAGGAGGAAGCGAAAUGGGCGACGCUCAUGACUUUGACUUCCGCAGAGACAGAGCCCCCAGCGAGCGCUCGGUGCCACCCAGCGAAGGCAGUGUGCGCAGCUCACGAUCUCACAGCUACAGCCUGAAGCAGGGAUCUGCACGAGCCGGCCCGGGGUCGCCGUCCGGCCGCCACCUCGCCAGCAUUCCCCCCGAACUCACGGGAUCCCGACGCUCCUGCAACACAGUCAACGGGGAGUUCUUCGUCGACAUCAUGUGACUGUUGCGAGCAGAAGUGCCCAAACUGUUUUUUUGCCUUAUGAAUUACAAAAAAAACGUGGCCUACUAGUGCAGCCGAGUAGAAUUAGGAUUAGUGUUGGCCUAAAAUUCAGUAGCUUGUGAGCCCCAACAUCACUUCGGUUUUAGAAAUUAAUCUACUAAAGCAGUGGUCCCCAACCUUUGGGCGGCGCCAGAGUUCACAGAGGGGGGUGCAGGAGCUGAUAUGCUUUGAGGUCAAAUAAAGAUGUAAAAAAUGUUCCACUAAUAAUUUUAUAUAACAUUUUUUUUAAAUCAUAUGCUUACAAUGUCAAGAUAAGGCAAUUAAAUAAAAUAAACAAUUAAAGGGAUACUCCACCCCAAAAUGAAAAUGUUGUCAUUAAUCACUUACCCCCAAGUCGUUCCAAACCCAUAAAAGCUUCUUUCAUCUUCGGAACACAAAUUAAGAUAUUUUGGAUGAAAACCGGGAGGUUUGUGACUGUCCCAUUGACUGCCAAGUAAAUUACACUGUCAAGGCACAAAAAAGUAUGAAAGACAUCGCCAAAAUAGUCCAUCUGCCAUCAGUGGUUCAAUCUGAAUUUUAUGAAGUGACGAGAACACUUUUGUAUGCAAAGAAAAAAAAAUCGACUUUAUUCAACUUUUUCUUCUCCUCUGAAGCUUUUACGUGUUUGAAAUGACAUGGGGGUAAGUGAUUAAUGACACAAUUUUCAUUUUGGUGUGGAGUAACCCUUUAAAUAAAAGCGUAAUUGACAGUAGUCUACCAGGGCUCCAGACUACGACGAAAUGGAUAUUUUGUGAUCUUUUUUUUUUUUUCUGCUGGUGCCACUAACAAUCAGCCUAACUGAUAAGCGUUAGCAUUCUGUUGUGCAUGAUAAAUACAUAUUAAAUGCCAAAAACGAAAUGGCGCUGCUCAUUUGAGAUCUAGUGAUCACGCUCGAGUUCUCCAGUACAAAUCACAUAGGUAUGCGAUUUAAACUAGUUUAAAGCCAAAUAAGUCAAAGCUGGAUCAUUCUCAACAACUGAUGCGGAAACACCUGUGCAACAACGAUCCAGUUAGGCGUUUCAAUCUGCAAAUCACCAAUAUUUACCAUGGUUUUACUAACAUUGACAGUAACCAUGGUAUUGUGGCGGAAAAGUAGAAUAUUCAUAUUGAAUUUUAUUAUUAAUAAUGUACUAAAUAUAUUAAAGAAGUAAUGGAAUAUAAUCACAGUAUUUUUCUUAUCAAGUCAUCAGUUGUUUGUUGUGCAUUUGUACUGUUUUUCAUAGCAAAUAUUAUAGAAGCCAUAUAGUUAGGCUACUUUUUACCACGGUAGUGAGGUGCUGUACUUGUGGUUAUCAUGAUCUACAAAUGAAUGAAAGACGAGGCUGAUAUAAUUUUCACAGAUACUCACAGAAAGAGGUACCGUUUUUGUUAAUGAAAAUAAAUGUACAUCUGCGUCCCAACUCAAGCUACUGUCAAAUGUGCAUUUCUAAAACUUGUAAUAUUAUUAGUAUAACAUGCAUACUCAGAUUGUCAUGUAUGUACGUAGGGGGCCCCCAGGAAAAAGGUUGGGAACCACUGUACUAAAGCAUAAGCAAACAAUUCAUGCUUACAAUAACAGAUUAAGACCUUUUACUAAAUGUACAAUAUCACCUCAAAAUAUUUGAGAAAUGUGCUGUUGGAGAAAAUGGAAUGAUGGGACAAAAAAAAAAAAAAAAAAAAGAGAUUUUGAGAGAAAUAGCAAUAAUUGAAUGGGAUUUAGUUGCAACACUAUAUGGGUGUGAGGAUUCAAGGUGAAUGUAGUCCAGCCAAGGACGUAAAUGUCAAAUUUCCAAAUUUCUGUUGCCCUUGUUCAGCGCCUAUUUGGAGGUUCUUAACUUUUUUUUUUUGUCCGUUUUAAAUUUUUACUCUCUGUAAAUGUCUCAUGCAGAUAUUUCAUUAUUCAUUGAAAUUGUUUUUACUGAGAAUAUAUUUUUCAGUGUUUGUCAGCAAUAUUGUAUUGGGAGAAUUUUUGAAGUACCAUGUUAAGGAGAUUUCUUUUUUUUUUUAAUUUAUAAAUAUAGUUUUAUUGUGACAUGCUUGGA
Onychostoma macrolepis is the source of this 4521-nucleotide messenger RNA. RefSeq names its product dishevelled segment polarity protein 3a (gene dvl3a). Gene Ontology annotation, cellular component: cytosol. Gene Ontology annotation, biological process: canonical Wnt signaling pathway; intracellular signal transduction. NCBI's taxonomy places the organism in Eukaryota, Metazoa, Chordata, Actinopteri, Cypriniformes, Cyprinidae. The record is from RefSeq and is a predicted model, not a curated record. Gene Ontology annotation, molecular function: frizzled binding.